UCCCCCUCCCUUCUCUUCACCCCGCUGCUGCCUGGCAGGAGGGAGCCGAGCCAGCCCAGGGAGGAGGCAGCGCAGCGCAGCCGAGCGGAGCCCGGAGGGCAGCCCAGCUCUGCCAGGCUCGGCCGGGCCCAGCCCCGGGGCACCCUCCCCUCUGGUUGGCAGGCAACGGAGCCCCUUCGUGGCAGCAAUGACGGAGCCACCUCGGGGGGCUGUGCAGGAUGCGCCGGGUCCCUGAUGAAGGGCCCGGCCGCCUCUGGACGCCCCCACCAUGGCCUAGCCUCCAGCCCGGUGUCCUUCGCUCACCAGCUCCAGCGCCAUGGGAGGCUGCUUCUCCAAACCCAAGCCAGUGGAGCUCAAAAUUGAAGUGGUGCUCCCCGAGAAGGAUCGAGCCAAAGAGGAUGCAGCUCCCAACGGCCAGGCCAGCCCCCUGGCCUACAAAGCCAAUGGCCGGGCCCGGCACUACCACCCUGAGGAGCGGCCCUCCACGCUGCACCCCUACCCCAGCCCACACGACCGAGUGGAGGCUGCCGUGUGCCACGCCAAGGACUUGGAGAACGGCCAGAUGCGGGAGGUGGAGCUGGGCUGGGGCAAGGCCCUCUUGGUGAAGGACAACGGGGAAUUCCAUGCCUUGGGUCACAAAUGUCCACACUAUGGAGCCCCCCUGGUGAAAGGGGUUCUCUCCAGGGGCAGGGUCCGAUGCCCCUGGCACGGUGCCUGCUUCAAUAUCGCCACUGGAGACAUUGAAGACUUCCCGGGCCUGGACAGCCUGCCCAAAUUCCAGGUGAAGAUUGAGAAAGAGAAGGUGUAUAUUCGAGCCAGCAAACAGGCCCUGCAGAUGCAGAAGAGGACAAAGGUGAUGGCCAAGUGCAUCUCCCUCAACAACUACCAUGUAGGAAGCACCAACAUCCUGAUCGUGGGAGCGGGGGCGGCCGGCUUGGUGUGUGCAGAGACUCUGAGGCAGGAGGGCUUCUCCGACAGAAUCGUGAUGUGCACAAUGGACAGACACCUUCCCUAUGACAGACCCAAGCUCAGCAAGUCCCUGGACUCCCAGCCGGAGCAGAUUGCACUCAGGCCCAAGGAGUUCUUCCUGACAUAUGACAUCGAAGUCCUGACUGAGACCCAGGUUGUCACGGUGGAUGUGAAGAACAAGAAAGCGAUAUUCAAGGAUGGCUUUAAGAUGGAGUACAAUAAGUUGCUCUUGGCCCCAGGAAGCACUCCCAAGACCCUCAGCUGCAAAGGAAAAGAAGUGGAGAACGUCUUCACUAUUCGGACCCCGGAAGAUGCCAAUAGGAUCGGGAAGCUGGCCCGUGGGAGGAAUGCAGUUGUCGUUGGGGCCGCCUUCUUGGGCAUGGAGGUGGCUGCCUAUCUGACUGACAAGGCACACUCUGUGUCAGUUGUGGAGUUAGAAGAGACGCCCUUCCGGAAGUUCCUUGGGGAGAAAGUUGGCCGAGCUCUCAUGAAGAUGUUUGAGAACAAUGGAAUCAAGUUUUACAUGCAGACAGAAGUCUCAGAGCUUCGGGCUCAAGAAGGGAAGCUGAAGGAGGUGAUACUGAAGAGUGGAAAAGUUGUCCGGGCUGACGUCUGUGUGGUGGGCAUUGGUGCCGUGCCAGCCACAGGCUUCCUUAAACAGAGCGGGAUCAACAUGGAUGCCCGGGGCUUCAUUCCUGUUAACAAGAUGAUGCAGACAAACAUCCCUGGCGUCUUCGCGGCUGGCGAUGCCGUCACAUUCCCGCUGGCUUUGAGGAGCAACAAGAAAGUGAACAUCCCACACUGGCAGAUGGCCCACAUCCACGGGCGUGUAGCGGCUCAGAACAUGCUGGCCCAGGAAGCCGAGAUCAGCACCGUGCCCUGCCUCUGGACGGCCAUGUUUGGGAAAAGUAUCCGCUACACAGGGUAUGGGGAAGGGUUUGAUGAUGUCAUCAUCCAGGGAGACCUGGACGAGCUGAAGUUUGUGGCCUUUUAUACCAAGAAUGAUGAGGUGAUCGCAGUAGCCAGCAUGAACUACGACCCGAUUGUCUCCAAAGUGGCCGAAGUCUUGGCCUCGGGGAGAGCCAUCCGCAAGCGGGAUGUGGAGCUCUUUGUUCGUCUUGGCAAGACUGGAGACAUGUCAUGGCUGACGGGCAAAGGCUACUGAACAGCAGGCCAGCCGAGCAUCCUGGCAGCUGCAGCACAUCUGGCCGGACGUGGACAGCCGCUCCCUCGGACUCUUGCCAAACCCGCCACCUUCCCGAUCUCUCCCUCCCUCGGAGCCGAAUCUGGCCGUCCAUCCCCUGCUGAGACGCUGAUAGCUGCCCAGGCGGGUCUCGGCACCACCUGAUGGGGAGCUGGGGGUCUUGGAGGCGGUACAGAAAGAGCUUGGAGCCUCCUCCCUACUCCUGUGUCUCCUCUGGGGGCCAUGCCUGUCUCUUGCUGGCCCCAGCCCCCCAAUAUUGUUCCCAGGGAACCCCCACCACCAUCCUCCUGAGGGAUCGUGCUGCAUCUCUGGGCCUCAGUCCCUCACCUGUAAAUGGAAGGACCUGGGUAGGCGGUCCUUGAAGUCCUUCCGGAUCUCACCCCACCAUGGACUAUUUUUCCUCCCGGGGUCGGCAGGCGGCCCCUCCCCCUCCAGGGAGCGGCUAAGUCUGGACACCAGAGCUGCCCCCUGCCCCCUUGCACAGACCAAGCAAUACUAGGCAAUAAACAAAUCUAAUUUCUGCGUU
This is a messenger RNA of Dromiciops gliroides (monito del monte), 2699 nucleotides long. It is a transcript of the gene AIFM3, whose product is annotated as apoptosis inducing factor mitochondria associated 3. Gene Ontology annotation, molecular function: oxidoreductase activity, acting on NAD(P)H; flavin adenine dinucleotide binding; 2 iron, 2 sulfur cluster binding. Gene Ontology annotation, biological process: execution phase of apoptosis. Gene Ontology annotation, cellular component: cytoplasm; mitochondrion. The record is from RefSeq and is a predicted model, not a curated record. Bases 317 to 2134 code for a protein of 605 amino acids. The transcript has 21 exons. Lineage: Eukaryota; Metazoa; Chordata; Mammalia; Microbiotheria; Microbiotheriidae.